Molecule: messenger RNA, 318 nt
Organism: Cylicocyclus nassatus
Lineage: Eukaryota; Metazoa; Nematoda; Chromadorea; Rhabditida; Strongylidae
Source: the annotation of a GenBank genome assembly
AUGGAGGACAGUGACGAGCAUCAGGAGGCUCCAUUUGCGUCUAACGUAGUUGAGGGAGAUAUUAUGGUAGGCGGUAAGAACUUCGGUUGUGGUUCUUCUCGCGAGCAUGCUCCUAUCGCUAUCAAGGCAGCUGGUGUGCCUGUAGUUAUUGCAGCAGAUUUCGCUCGUAUCUUCUAUCGUAAUGGUAUCAACAUCGGUCUGCCACUGCUGGAAAUCGGUGAUGAUGUAAAGAAGAUAAGUCAUGGCGAUAAGCUGCGUGUAGAUACUGCAACUGGAAAUUGCCAAUGCAGGCGGUUUAAUCAAUUAUACAAAGAAUAA